CCGAAAUUAGUAUUCCGGUAUAACUUCCGGGGCGUUCAACAUCAUCAGCAGCUAAGAUGAACGCAGCAUCCUCCACUAUGUUCACGAAGAAAAAAAGCACUGGAAAGAAAUAUUGUUGUGUCCCAGGAUGCAGUCAUACAUCUGACAAGAUAGGACCAGAUGGAACAAAAUUUAUACUUCACCGUAUUCCCAUGUCAGAAAAAAAAGCCCAUAUUAAAAAACUGUGGAUUCAGAGACUUAAAAAUGUGAGGGCAAACUUAAUUGUUAAUGACAGCACAAGAGUUUGUAGUGCUCAUUUUGAUGGACCAUUUACACAUGAAUCAAUUCCAACUAUCUUUCCUUCUAAGCCAAUGAAGAAGGUGACUACACAUCGUCCACUUUUUAGAAAAGAAGUCCAUUCAGAAAAUACAAAUACUGACACAGCGGAGUUAGACGAAAAUGAAAAUAUAAAAAUACCAAACAUUAGUAUCAUGAAGGAUCUUAAUAUUGCCUCUGACAUUGACAAAGUAAAUACGUGUUCAUUCAGGACAAGCUGUACACAAACUGAAAUUACUACAUUUACAACCAAUGCAAGUACAUGUACAACAACAGACAAUAUUGAGACAGAUAUCAAGAUCCAUUCUGUGAGUGUAGGCAUUCAGACAGACUUGCCACAAAUAACAAUUGAAAAUGUGAAACAUGAUAAUGCCAAAGUUAGAUUUUACACUGGAUUUGUUAAUUUUAGUGUUUUUUGGAUGUUCUUUUCAGUACUACUUAAACAUGGAGCAGAUAAGCUGAAUUAUUGGGAAGGAGAAUCCCGAUCCAUGGGUGAAAAAUCCUACCAACAAGAAGGAAAUUUAAAACCAGGAAGAAAGCGCUUUUUAAGACCAAUUGAUGAAUUCUUUAUGGUUAUGAUGCGAUUGCGACUAGGACUUCUGCAGGAACAUUUAGCUGAUAUUUUUAGAGUGUCUGAAUCCACUGUUUCUCGUAUAAUGAACACUUGGAUUAACUUUCUAUUUGAUAAUUGCAAAUCAUUAGUAACCUGGCCAACACGAGAACAAAUAGUUUGUAACUUGCCAAAACUUUUCACUGGGCAUCCAGAUACAAGAAUUGUGGUAGAUUGCACUGAAUUUUACAUUGAAAAACCUUCAUCAUUAAAGGCUCAAUGGAUGACAUGGUCUGAAUACAAGCACUCUAACACCUUCAAGGUACUGAUUGGUGUAACACCAAGUGGCAUGGUAACUUUCAUUUCUAGACUGUGGGGAGGAAAUGUGUCAGAUCGACACAUUGUGCAACAUGAUGAAUUUUUGCCAAAACUUAGCAAAGGGGAUGUAAUUAUGGCUGAUAAGGGCUUCACCGUAGAAGACCUGCUUCCAGCCGAUGUGGGACUAAAUAUGCCACCAAGAGUCUCAACGAAGAAGCAGAUGUCACACCUGGAAUUUUUUAAAACCAAUAGCAUUGCUUCUGCAAGAAUAGUUGUGGAAAUGAAAAUGGAGCAAAUAAAAAACUAUAAUAUACUAAACUCUCGUUUACCAAUAUCUGAGGCUCAUUUAUCAGAGCAAAUGAUUUUCAUUUGUGCCGCAUUUACAAAUUUGUUGCCUCCACUUCUUAAAUAAAACUGUUCAUGUAUUUUGCUUGCUAAUCAUGCCAAUUUAACUUCCAAAAUUUAAAACUUAUUAAGACCAAAUAAUGGAAAUUCCAAGAUAUUCAUAUAUUUUGUAUUUAAUGGUUGUACAUGUACAUACACAGUGUCAGGGAUGCAACAUAAUCAGUUGAAAUUGUUGUAUACAUUUUUGUAUGCUUAAAAGCAGAAUCGAUAGAAAAAUAUGACUAAAAUUAUAUAUAGUUAUUUUCAGUAUGUCUGUCAUGUCUGUCAUUAAAAAUAAAACAUUUUAAAUCAUGGGAACUCUUUUAAAAAAAUUAAAACACAAGUUUAUUUUAACAAAAUUAAUAUAUACUUGGUGUAUUUUUGUCAAAAGAAUCAACACUAAUAUGAAAGAAAUUACCUUUACUUUAAUUAUUAAAUGAUUAUAUUAUUUAAAAACUUUAACCUACAUUUUAUAAUUCAUAUAAUUUCUUUCAACUGUUCUGUCUGUUGUAAAUGGAAAGUGUCAGGAGUGCAACAAAAUCUGGUUAAACACGGUGUUGAUAUACUAUUUUUUUUUAUUUAUUAUUAUUGAUAUUUGAAUAAUUUUUUUUUGGUGUACGCCUUCUAAAAGGGUUACUCUUACAUGGAAAGUAAUUUAUCUUCAUUUUCUUAUCAUUUUUUAUCAUUAUAAAAUCUUUUUUGAACCUGAGCCUCCAAAAAAAAUGAGGGAGAAAACGACAAAAAUAAAUGUAAAACAAACUGUAUUUAUGACAGAAACUAAUAACUAUAUUUCCUGCAAUUAUUUGCAGAGCAAAAAAAACUGUCAAUCUCGGUUUUGAAUUCUUUUCAAAAGGUAGUAAGCAAUGUGUUCAUGUUAUGUUUUUUUUUUUGUUAUAUCCUGUUAAUAAAAAUGAUGAAACUUU
Molecule: messenger RNA, 2490 nt
Organism: Mytilus trossulus (common blue mussel)
Lineage: Eukaryota; Metazoa; Mollusca; Bivalvia; Mytilida; Mytilidae
Exons: 2
Coding region: 57-1595 (512 amino acids)
Source: RefSeq, a predicted model, not a curated record